Molecule: messenger RNA, 3750 nt
Organism: Callithrix jacchus (white-tufted-ear marmoset)
Lineage: Eukaryota; Metazoa; Chordata; Mammalia; Primates; Cebidae
Gene: PARD6G
Product: par-6 family cell polarity regulator gamma
Biological process (GO): regulation of cellular localization; centrosome cycle; establishment or maintenance of cell polarity
Cellular component (GO): apical plasma membrane; cell cortex; nucleus
Molecular function (GO): protein binding
Source: RefSeq, a predicted model, not a curated record
CGCGGGGAGGUGGGGCGGCGCGCGCCGGCGUCUCCGGCGCUCCUCCCGCGCGCGGCCCCUGGAUUCCCUGAGGCGCGCGGCCAGCCCAGCUCGGGCCCGCAGCUCCGGGAGCAGCCCGGCGGCCGAGCGAUCAGGGGCCGGACCGGGGCCUGGGGGCGCUGCCCCCGGGAGUCUCUGCGGCCCCUGAGGAGCGAGGGCGACGGCGAGGCUGACCGGGGCCGAAACCAUGAACCGGAGUUUUCACAAGUCUCAGACCUUGCGAUUCUACGACUGCAGCGCGGUGGAAGUCAAGAGCAAGUUUGGGGCGGAAUUCCGAAGGUUCUCUCUGGACCGUCAUAAGCCUGGGAAGUUUGAAGAUUUCUACAAGCUGGUUGUGCACACCCACCAUAUCUCCAACAGUGAUGUAACUAUUGGCUAUGCAGAUGUGCACGGAGACCUGCUGCCCAUCAACAACGAUGACAACUUCUGCAAGGCGGUUUCUAGUGCAAAUCCCCUGCUCAGGGUCUUCAUCCAGAAACGAGAGGAGGCCGAGCGUGGCAGCCUUGGCGCAGGCUCACUCUGCAGGCGGAGGCGGGCACUGGGCGCGCUGCGAGACGAGGGACCCCGGCGGCGCGCACACCUGGACAUUGGCCUCCCGCGCGACUUCCGCCCCGUGUCGUCCAUCAUCGACGUGGACCUGGUCCCCGAGACGCACCGGCGAGUGCGGCUGCACCGGCACGGCUGUGAGAAGCCACUAGGUUUCUACAUCCGCGAUGGUGCCAGCGUGCGCGUGACCCCGCAUGGGCUGGAGAAGGUGCCGGGCAUCUUCAUCUCACGCAUGGUACCCGGGGGCCUGGCGGAGAGCACUGGGCUGCUGGCCGUGAAUGACGAGGUCCUGGAGGUGAACGGCAUUGAGGUGGCCGGGAAGACGCUGGACCAGGUCACGGACAUGAUGAUCGCCAACAGCCACAACCUCAUCGUCACCGUCAAGCCCGCCAACCAGCGCAACAAUGUGGUGCGUGGCGGCCGCGCCCUGGGCAGCUCGGGGCCGCCCUCGGACAGCAUCGCAGGCCUAGGGGGUCCCCCUACCCCACGCAUCCUGCAGAACUUCCACCCCGACGAGGCAGAGAGCGACGAGGACAACGACGUGGUCAUCGAGGGCAUGCUGGAGCCUGCGCGGUCCCCCCAGACCCCAGGCGCGCCUGCAGGCAGCCUCUCCCGGGUCAAUGGCGCGGGCCUGGCACAGCGGUUGCAGCGGGACCUGGCCCUGGAUGGCAGCCUCCAGCGGCUGCUCAGCUCCCUGCGGGCCGACCCGCGUCACAGCCUGGCACUGCCGCCAGGCGGCGUGGAGGAGCAUGGGCCCGCAGUCACGCUCUAGACUCCGGAGAGACCCCCAAAUCGUAGCUCCGCUUCCCGGGUAAGGACAGGGACAGGACCUGCAGACUGCAUCCCCUACUAUUUUGUUUUUGUGACCACAAAAACCCUGCUCUUUAUUUCCACUUCUGGAUAGAAAACACAAAUACUGCCUAUUUUUAUAGAACUUCACCACAGAACUUAAAAUGAACACCUGCAGACACACUCUGUACCAGGCCCGAGUGCAGGUCCUGGCGCCUUUGCAAAGCGAUAGGAAAGAUCUGACCAAAUGCAAAAAAUGCUUUUUUAAAUAUUACAAAAAUACUUUGUUUUUAAAAUGAAGCUUUAAAAUUAGUUUUUAAAAGUAUCAAAUUCACAUUUUUAACUUCGCCCAUGCAAAAUAUGCCUCAGCAUUCUCACUAUGCUUUCUGCUCUGACUUGCUGGUAACCCCGCCUCUACUAAAAGGACAAAAAUGAGCCAGGUAUGGUGGCGGACGCCUGUAAACCCCAGCUAGUCAGGAGGCAGAGGUUGCAGCUGAGAUUGUGCCACUGCACUCCAGCCUGGGUGGAAUGAGAGCAAGACUCUGUCUCAAGAGAAAAAAAAUGAAUGAAUGCACCCAAACCUGUCACAGGUACAACCAGGGAGAUGAAUUCCAGAUUUUCAUACUGUUCAUAGUCAUAAUUCAGCUGGGGCAGGAGAUCUCCCACAGCUGUGAUAUUAUCCCCAGGGCUGUUUUUUGUUUUGUUUUGAGACACAAAGUCUUGCUCUGUCCAGACUGGAGUGCAGUGGCGCAAUCUCAACUCACUGCAACCUCCACCUCCCGGGUUCAAGCGAUUCUCCUGCCUCAGCCUCCGGAGGAGCUGGGACUACAGACACGUGCCACCAAACCCAGCUAAUUUUUGUAUUUUUAGUAGAGAUGGUGUUUCACCAUGUUGGCCAGGCUCGUCUCCAACUCCUGACUUAAGGUGAUCCACCCACCUUGGUCUCCCAAAGUGCUAGGAUUACAGGUGUGAGCCACCACAUCUGGCCAGGGGCUGUUUUUGUGACUCACACAGGUGACCCAUUCAGCCUCAAGGGGGAAUCCAUGAUGGGAAGCAGUGGCUCUGCUGGACUGGAAGGCAGGGCCCAGCAGUCCCAUUCGGGAUCAAAGCCUCUGUCGCCUCUGAGAUGACAACCAGUCUUUUUCUGUGGGUUGACUGACUCUGAGGGCAAUUUCUGACAUGUUUUCAUCAGAAAUGAAGGGUAAGCAUCACACACCUCCAGCAAGGGCUUUAUCAGUGCAGUCAUUUACAUGUUGAGUUCUCAUCUUUGUUUUUGAAACAGACAUUGUUUUUUGUAAGUCACAAUUAAUAAAUGCUAAUUUUCAUUUCUAGAUUACAUGGUCACUGGCAGUUCUUAUUUUGAACUAUAAUAAGCCAUGUGGAACUCAGUGAUUUUUAACCAAUACUAAAUUCAUUCUCACUCUGUUCUUCCAGCAACAUUUAUACAUUUAGUAAUUUGAAAAGUUCAUAUUUGAUGAAAUUAAAUUUUAUAUAAUGUGUUUUGCUUGGAUACAAUGUUGGGAAUGGAAUGUUACAUUCACACUUUGAGAACUUUGACCAAAUCUUUCAUACAGAUAAAGGUAAAAAUAUUUUUCGAGGUUGUCAGAGCCACGCACAUCCUGCUGCUUCUCCUUGUGGCCUAGCACCACCUGCUGGUCAGUGGCGGAACUGUCCUGACUUCGUGAACAUGGGGCUGCUAACAGGGAAAACUGCAUCUCAGCAUUUUCAUUGUUUCUGAUUAUUAAGUGAAAAGCAAAUUAUUUUCUUCUUGAAUGCUAUUUAUUUGUAAGAAAUAGCUGUUGCUGAGGACUUGUGAAUUCCCGCACCUGUGUUUGAUGUUAUUUGUAUGCAAUGGAUUGCUGGCCCCUUGUUCUUAAGUACAGAGAAGACCAAAGAUGCCUCCCGGUGACCUCUCCAGUGAGGAUCCACAUCCCGCCAGACUUGCUCUCUGACGAGCUGGAAAGGCAUGUUGUUCGGUGCCCCAGCAGUCAGGAGCGGUUUUCGUGGAACUAAAACUAAAGCUGUUACUCUCACAAAGGAAAUGUUCUUUUACUAAGUUAUUGCGGAUUACUGAAUGUCUGUUAUAUAACCAGGUCUGCUUUCAAGAAGGAAAGUUAUAUUUCUUAUCACAUUUUAAGUUUUUAAGCAAAUGUGAAUUUUUUUUAAAGAAAUAAGGCUUUCUCUGAGAAUUGUGUGCUAUUCAUAAUUUUAGAAAUUACAAACUGCUUGGAACAGCUGCUUGAGUGUAUUUUUCUACAGAGGACUGUACUUCUGACACUUUUUCCUUUUAAACAAAACUGUCAUAUCAUGUAUUAAAAUUUCCUUGGUUUUAUAUAUCAGAGAAUAAAAACUUUUUUGACUUUUGAGUAAACAAAA